AUUUUCAAGUUUAUUUCGAUCGUUAAACGGACAAAGAAUAACUUUUAAAAUAUUACAAACUAUAAGAUAAAAUACUAAAAAAUAGAAAAUGUAUUUUAAAACAUUGUUAUCGAUAAGUUUUGUUGUGUGUUUUAUAGUCGGUUCAAAUGCCGGAGAUUUACCCUCCGACAUAGCCAAAUGCAAAAUUGCCGACAACGAAUGCGUUGGCAAAAAGACCAUGGAAGUUCUGCAAAAAUACUCCAAUGGCAAUCCCGACUUUGGUAUGCCCAAAAUAUCCGGGUUACAACUGAAGAACAUUACAGUGGCCCGAGCCUCUAACAAAUCUCCGAUACAGUUGAAUUUUAAAUUUAUUCAAUUAACCAGUCAGGGUCUUGAGGAUUCAAUAAUCGUGAAUACUUCGGGUUGGACAAAGUCUCCCAAGAAUCUCGAAGCAAAUCUCAUAUUGCCCAAGUUGGUUAUCAAUGGCGAUUAUGAAACAGAUGGUCGCAUUUUACUUCUGGCGCUCGAUGGCAAAGGUACGGGGUAUUUUGAAAUGACCGACAAUCAGGUGAACAUCAAAGCCAAGGUGGUAUUAGAAAAGCGUAGCGAUGGUAAAAAUUACAUCAGGAUUAUAAAAAUUAAGGCGGUUAUGAUACCGAAAAAGCUCUUUAUCAAAAUGGACAAUUUGGUCAAAGGAAGCCCGGAAUUGUCGAAAACCAUUAACGAUGUAAUCAAUGACAAUUGGAGUGACGUGUGGCAGGAACUGGCCCCAGGUAUUAACAAUGCAUUGGCUCAAAUCAUUGAGAGCUUAGCUGCACCUGUCUUUGAUAAACUAUCCUACGAUGAUUUCUAUGUAGAAUAAUGUAGAAAGUAGCCGUUUAGUUUAGGUUUACUAAAGCCAAAUAGUGUUCAGUGUUGAAAUUGAGUUGUCAAUAUUUUGAAUCGAAUUUGUGAAUAUGUAUUUCAAAUAAAAUGUUUAAAUAAA
Molecule: messenger RNA, 964 nt
Organism: Musca domestica (house fly)
Lineage: Eukaryota; Metazoa; Arthropoda; Insecta; Diptera; Muscidae
Product: circadian clock-controlled protein daywake
Exons: 3
Coding region: 89-841 (250 amino acids)
Source: RefSeq, a predicted model, not a curated record